Messenger RNA from Pyricularia pennisetigena, 1953 nucleotides. RefSeq lists its product as uncharacterized. Bases 1 to 1953 code for a protein of 650 amino acids. Gene Ontology annotation, cellular component: cytosol; cytoplasm; plasma membrane. Gene Ontology annotation, molecular function: ATP-dependent protein folding chaperone; ATP hydrolysis activity; misfolded protein binding. Lineage: Eukaryota; Fungi; Ascomycota; Sordariomycetes; Magnaporthales; Pyriculariaceae. The record is from RefSeq and is a predicted model, not a curated record. Gene Ontology annotation, biological process: protein refolding; cellular response to unfolded protein; vesicle-mediated transport. The transcript has 3 exons.
AUGGCGCCCGCUGUUGGUAUCGACUUGGGUACAACCUACUCUUGUGUCGGCAUCUUCCGUGACGACCGCAUUGAGAUUAUUGCCAAUGACCAGGGUAACCGCACAACCCCGUCCUUCGUGGCGUUCACGGAUACCGAGCGUCUGAUCGGAGAUGCGGCCAAGAACCAGGUCGCUAUGAACCCCCACAACACCGUCUUCGACGCGAAGAGGUUGAUUGGUCGCAAGUUCUCCGACCCUGAGGUCCAGGCCGACAUGAAGCACUUCCCCUUCAAGGUCGUCGAGAGGUCCGGCAAGCCCGUCAUCGAGGUCGAAUUCAAGGGAGAGACGAAGCAGUUCACCCCUGAGGAGAUCUCCUCCAUGGUCUUGACCAAGAUGCGUGAGACUGCUGAGUCUUACCUUGGUGGCACCGUCAACAACGCCGUCGUCACCGUCCCCGCCUACUUCAACGACUCACAGCGUCAGGCCACCAAGGAUGCCGGUCUUAUCGCUGGUCUGAACGUUCUUCGUAUCAUUAACGAGCCUACUGCCGCUGCCAUCGCCUACGGUCUUGACAAGAAGGUCGAGGGCGAGCGCAACGUGCUCAUUUUCGAUCUUGGUGGUGGUACCUUCGAUGUGUCGCUCCUUACCAUCGAGGAGGGUAUCUUCGAGGUCAAGUCCACUGCCGGUGACACCCACUUGGGUGGUGAGGACUUUGACAACCGUCUGGUCACUCACUUCGCCAAUGAGUUCAAGCGCAAGCACAAGAAGGACCUUACUACCAACGCCCGUGCCCUCCGCCGUCUGCGCACUGCUUGCGAGCGUGCGAAGCGCACUCUUUCUUCCUCAGCCCAGACCUCAAUCGAGAUCGACUCGCUGUACGAGGGUAUCGACUUCUACACCUCGAUCACCCGUGCCCGUUUCGAGGAGCUUUGCCAGGACCUGUUCCGCUCCACCCUGCAGCCUGUUGACCGUGUCUUGACCGAUGCCAAGAUCGACAAGUCCCAGGUUCACGAGAUCGUCUUGGUCGGCGGUUCCACCCGUAUCCCCCGUAUCCAGAAGCUCAUUACCGACUACUUCAACGGCAAGGAGCCCAACAAGUCUAUCAACCCCGACGAGGCUGUCGCCUACGGUGCUGCCGUUCAGGCUGCCAUCCUUUCGGGUGACACCAGCUCCAAGUCCACCAACGAGAUUCUGCUGCUCGAUGUGGCGCCGCUCUCGCUCGGUAUCGAGACUGCUGGUGGCAUGAUGACCAAGCUGAUCCCCCGUAACACCACCAUCCCCACCAAGAAGUCCGAGGUCUUCUCCACGUUCUCCGACAACCAGCCUGGUGUGCUCAUCCAGGUCUACGAGGGUGAGCGCCAGCGCACCAAGGACAACAACCUACUGGGCAAGUUCGAGCUUACCGGCAUUCCCCCGGCUCCUCGUGGUGUGCCCCAGAUCGAGGUUACUUUCGACUUGGACGCCAACGGAAUUAUGAACGUCUCGGCUGUUGAGAAGGGUACUGGAAAGACGAACCAGAUCACCAUCACCAACGACAAGGGCCGUCUCUCCAAGGAGGACAUCGAGCGUAUGCUUGCUGAAGCCGAGAAGUUCAAGGAGGAGGAUGAGGCUGAGGCUGCUCGUGUCUCCGCCAAGAACGGCCUUGAGUCGUACGCCUACUCUCUGCGCAACACCCUCCAGGACUCCAAGGUCGACGAGAAGCUUGACGCUGCCGACAAGGAGAAGCUCAACGCCGAGAUCAACAAGAUCGUCAGCUGGCUCGACGAGAGCCAACAGGCUACCAAGGAGGAGUACGAGGAGCACCAGAAGGAGCUUGAGGCUGUUGCCAACCCCAUCAUGAUGAAGUUCUAUGGUGCUGGCGGCGCUCCUGGCGGCAUGCCUGGUGCUGGUGGUGCCCCUGGUGGCUUCCCCGGUGCCGGUGGUGCCCCUGGCGCCCACGGCGACGAUGGUCCCACUGUCGAGGAGGUCGACUAA